Messenger RNA from Cokeromyces recurvatus, 1888 nucleotides. Its product is annotated as Sas10 C-terminal domain-containing protein. Gene Ontology annotation, biological process: maturation of SSU-rRNA from tricistronic rRNA transcript (SSU-rRNA, 5.8S rRNA, LSU-rRNA). The coding region runs from base 31 to 1800 and encodes 589 amino acids. The record is from RefSeq and is a predicted model, not a curated record. Gene Ontology annotation, cellular component: small-subunit processome; nucleolus. The transcript is spliced from 3 exons. NCBI's taxonomy places the organism in Eukaryota, Fungi, Mucoromycota, Mucoromycetes, Mucorales, Mucoraceae.
UUUUUUUCUUAACCAAUAUCUGUAGUUAUCAUGGGAAAGAAAAAGACACCCGUAUUCCGACAAGCCAAAAAGACAGCUGAUGAGUAUGACCGAGAAGGCAGCAAAAUUAAAGCAAUUCGUACCUGGGAUGAUGUUGAACAUGACUCUGAAGAUGAAUUCUAUGAGGAAAGAGAGAAAGUUUUAUUAAAUGAUCAACCAUUGGAGGAUGAAGAAGAGAGUGAUCGUGAAGUCUAUGGCUUGGAAGGUAUCGAUUCUGAUGAAUUAUCCGAUGAUGAGAUUGUUGAAAAAAAGCAAGAAGAUGAAGAAGAAAGAUUAGAGGCUUGGGGUACUUCCAAGGACGUCUACUAUGAUGGUGAUGACGUUGAAGAUCUUGAUGAAAUGCGAGAAGAAGAAGAAGAAGCUUUACGUAUUCAAAAGGAACAUUUGGAUAACAUGGAUGAAGCUGAUUUUAUGGAUGAUGGCUUAUCAGGAUGGGGAACAGGCGAAAAUCAAGAUUUGGAAGCUGACAAGAAACUUGUAGAGGAUGUGAAUAAAGAAUUAGAAGAUAUUUCAUUCGAUAAAUUAAAGAUUGAAAAGCGUCGAAAGAAUCUUCCCGUUGCAGAACAAUUAAAAAUCAUUCAAAAUGAAUCACCGGAAUUAUUAGAUUUACUUGAUGAAUUUAAAGAAAAGACAAGCGUUGUAAGUCAAUUGAAACCUAUUGUUGAAAAAUUACAAGGUCAUAAAAAGCGUGAAGAAAAGGAAGGUCAAUUUUUAUUAUUUAAAUAUGAGACUUUGAUGAAUUACUUGACAAAUAUUUCGUUUUAUUUGGCAUUGAAAGCAUCUUCUACAGCAGAGACAACCGAUAUACGUGAACAUCCUAUCAUUCAAGCAUUGUUUCAAUUACGACAGACAAUUGAAAAGAUUGCAACUCUAGAAGAAGAAUGUCUGGAUGUACAAUCAUUUUUAGAUAAAUUAGAUGAACCUGAAGCAGAGUUAGUCAAAUCAGAUACCAAGGGAAUAAAGAGAAGCCCCAAGUCAAAGAAGACAGUUAAAGAAAUACAGGAUAUUAUUUCGGAAGAUGAAGAAGAAGAAUCUGAAAAAGAAGAAGAUAUUUUGAAAGAAAUUAGAGAGAUUGAAGAAGAGUUCAAGAGCUUAAAGAAGUUGUCUAAUAAAAAACGUAAGAGAAGUGUGAUGAUGACAGAUGAUUUCGGCGAAUUAGAUGCACUAGAUGAAUUGGAUAUGGAAGAUAAGAUUGCCAAGAAGAAAUCACUCCGAGAUUACAUUGCUAAAAUCGAUGCUAAACAAGCUAAGAAUGUUAACAAAUAUCAAGGUGAUGUUGAUAUACCAUAUAGAGAUCGUGUUAAACAAGAACGUAAGGGAGUCGCACAACCUCAAGAUACAUCAGCUGAUUUAGAUGAUGCAGACUGGGAUGAAGAAGAUAUGAAGAUAGCCUCUGAGGCUAAUGCCAUGGACUCUGAUGAUGACUAUUACUCAACAAUAGCUAAUACUAAAAAAGCACAGAAACAAGCUAAAAAGGAAGCCUAUGAAGCAGAAAGAGCGCCGGUUGAAAGUCGUGAUGUGGAUGUGGAAGAAGGUGAAAAACGUUUGGCAACAUAUAAGAUCCUUAAGAAUAAGGGUCUAACACCUCGUCGUAAGAAGGAGAACAGAAAUGCUCGUGUGAAACAUAGAAACAAGUACGCACAAAAGAUGAAGAAACUUUCAUCUACAAGAGCUGUUGUCAAGCCUCAAACUUCUGGUUAUGCUGGUGAAAUGAGUGGUGUUAAGACAAAUGUUGUCAAAUCUGUCAAAUUAUCAACUUAAUUUUAGAUUUUAUAAAAUGUAGUGUAUAUAUACAUAUUAUUAUAAAAAUAAAUAAAUAAAUAAAAAAAUAUAGAUAUUAGGGAGUAAA